Punica granatum (pomegranate) is the source of this 3072-nucleotide messenger RNA. The record is from RefSeq and is a predicted model, not a curated record. Lineage: Eukaryota; Viridiplantae; Streptophyta; Magnoliopsida; Myrtales; Lythraceae.
GAAGACUUCCUGUAAUGGUCGCGCUUACAACCCCCUAUUAAUAACUUCUACUACGUUGCUAUAUAACAUCGUCGAAUCUCACACUCAUUUCUAGUAUACCUGAACUUUCUCAACAUUAGGAAAAAAAAAAUGGAAGGACCGAGAUUGUCGUCGUCGUCGUUGUUGUUCUGGUUAGCAGUGUGCAUGCUUUCAUUGGCUCCUAACAAGCUGGUUCUUGGGCUGGACCCAAACAAUCCAGGUUACAUUAGCAUCGAUUGUGGAGCACUGAAUAAUUACACCAACCCUGAUCUUCAAAUUUAUUAUGAGACGGAUGAUGGAUAUAUCGACUCCGGAGAAAAAAAGCAGGUAUCGAGCGACGACAUGGGUAAGGGUUUCCGAGCGAGUGCGAAGACCCUGAGGGAAUUUCCCGAUGGAGUUCGAAACUGCUAUACAAUCCCACCAACAACAACAACGUCAAAUAAAGGCAGCACCAAAUACUUAAUAAGGGCUUCUUUCUAUUAUGGUAAUUACGACAACCAAAACCGUACCAUGAAAUUCGACCUGUACAUUGGAGUUAACUAUUGGACGACAGUUGAUUUUUCGGACCCCGGCAGUUACAUCCAUAAGGAGAUAAUUCACGUGGUUCCACCUACUGAAGAUGCUAUACAGGUGUGCCUUGUAAACACCGGUAAUGGAACUCCACUCAUCUCUUCUUUGGAAUUGCGGCAGCUCGCCGGCACCAUGUACCCGAGCGAUGAUCAGUUUCCGACGCUAGCCCUCCAUAAGCGAAUAAAUAUGGGCAACACAGCCUAUGAGUCCAUGUUCAGACACCCGUCAGAUUUGUACGAUCGGUUGUGGGAUGUUGAUGAUACGGACGACGGAGGUGCACAAAGUUGGGCUUGGAAUGGCCCAUCGCCCCCUGCUCUGAACAGAACUAAUGACGCAUAUAAAGUUCCAAGGGGAGUUCUGGAAACAUUUAUUAUGAUGGAAAACUCAUAUGACUUGAGCCUUUUUUGGAAAGCACAUGUCCCUCGUGCUUCCAAAUGGAUCUCGUAUCUUCACUUUGCCGAACUGGAGGACGUGUCAUCACCUAGGGAAUUCACGAUUUACUGCAACGACGUGUUCCUUAAAACAAUCAGUCUCGAUUACCUGGUGCCAAUCACUGUUCCGACCAAUCAAUUUACCAGUGACAUUGGCUUCAAAUUCAAGUUUGUCACCAAUUCUUCUUCCUAUGUAUCAUCUCCGCCUCCAAUCGUUAAUGCGAUUGAGUUAUACUACCUGCUUGAUAUUUCAACCAUACCAACCGACCUCAAUGAUGUUAAUGCUAUGAAGGGUACCAAGAGAGCAUACAAUGUGACGAAUAAGAGUUGGCAGGGUGAUCCAUGCGUACCAACCAAUUUUACAUGGGAUGGUGUCAAAUGUAGCACCGAGAAUCCUCCGAGGAUCACUUCGUUGAACCUGAGCUCCUACGGCCUAAAAGGGAAAAUAGCUGAUGCACUGGCCAACCUAACAGCACUGAUAUCUUUGGAUCUGUCUAGCAACCAACUGACUGGGCCGAUACCAGAACUUUUAGCUAAAUUGCCGAACCUGAAUAUCCUUAACUUAAGUGGAAACAAUCUCACUGGUCCGAUUCCUGAGAGCCUUCAGAAGAAAAUCAUCGAUGGAAAAUUGGAAUUAAGAGUGGCAGACAAUCCUUAUCUUUGCCUGGAAGAUUCUUGUAAGCCGAAAAAGAAGAGGAAUUCCUUUGUUGUCCCUGUAAUUGCUGUAGGUUCAGGCUUAAUUGUUAUCCUGUCAAUAGCUCUAGCUAUCAUUUGGACACUUCUAAUGAAGAAAGGAAAAGGACAGGAAGGGACAAUCAAACUGAAAAACCGGCCCUUUACAUAUAAUGAGGUUUUGAAAAUCACCGACCAUUUCAAGACUGUUAUAGGAAAAGGAGGAUUCGGAAUGGUUUGCCUCGGAACACUGGCAAACAGCACCAAUGUUGCUGUGAAGAUGCUGUCUCAGACGUCAAAACAAGGACGCAAGGAAUUCCAAGCAGAGGCCGAACUGCUCAUGAUUGUUCACCAUAGAAACCUGGUUUCUCUGGUUGGAUAUUGCGAUGAUGCCAAGAAUAUGGCAUUGAUAUAUGAGCUCAUGGAAAAUGGAAACCUGCGGCAGCACUUAUCAGAUCAAAGUUGCAAUGCACAAGUCUUGACUUGGAAUGAGAGGCUACGAAUCGCAAUUGAUGCUGCACAAGGAUUGGAUUAUUUACACAAUGGUUGCAAGCCUCCUAUCAUCCACAGAGACUUGAAGACUCUGAACAUCUUGUUAAACAAGAGCAUGCAGGCAAAGAUUGCUGACUUCGGGCUAUCAAAAGCUUUUGCAGCGGAGAAUGAUUCCAACAUUUCCACUCGUCCUGCUGGAACUCCAGGGUACCUAGAUCCAGAGUAUCAGUCAUCGGGAAGCUUAAAUAUGAAGAGUGAUGUUUAUAGUUUCGGAGUCAUUCUCUUCGAGCUGAUCACAGGACACCCUGCCAUGAUAAGGAGCGCAAGCUGCAGCAUCCAUAUACUCCAGUGGGUGACUCCGAUCAUUGAGAGACGAGAUAUACAUAGCAUCGUGGAUCCACGGUUGGCUGGGAAGUUCAGUGUCAAUUCUGCUUGGAAAAUGGUCGAGAUAGCAAUGUCAUGUGUGCCGACGACUGCAGUCAUGAGGCCCGACAUAAGUCAUGUAUUAGCCGAACUGAAGGAAUGUUGGGCCAUAGAGAUGGCGUCUGAGAGAAGCCAAGUGAUAAUGAUGCGACAGAAAACGUGACAAAUCGGUACAUCGAGAAAAACAUGUUCUGACGACCAUGUCUCGAGUGAAACAGCCUUCGGAGCACAACUCACUGCCUUUAGCUGUGAAAAGACGUGAUUUAGCUCGAAUUCCAUCGUUUAUGUUAUUUAGGUAUUUUUGUAAUUUUAGGAAAAAUUUAUUCCUUUUGUGUAAUUUGGACAUUUUUAAUCAUAUUUAAGCGAUGUAAGCCCUAAGGCUAAACAGUUGUUUUUUGGAUCAUUUAAUAAAGUUUAGAGCUGCCAUGCUCUUUCGCCCAUUCUCGGAUUUGAUUCGAGUUGGAUG